Messenger RNA from Cydia strobilella, 2509 nucleotides. RefSeq names its product sodium/potassium-transporting ATPase subunit beta-1-interacting protein 4 (gene NKAIN). The transcript is spliced from 5 exons. Gene Ontology annotation, biological process: regulation of sodium ion transport. The record is from RefSeq and is a predicted model, not a curated record. The coding region runs from base 202 to 1398 and encodes 398 amino acids. NCBI's taxonomy places the organism in Eukaryota, Metazoa, Arthropoda, Insecta, Lepidoptera, Tortricidae.
CUUUAACUGCUUAGCUAGUUUCGUUAUGUUACCUAUUAAUUAUUCUUGUUUUAAUUUAUUUCUAUGUAUAAUUAAAAAUUGUCCUUUACUGUAAUCUUUUUUGGUUGAGUAUGGCUUCGUUUAUUUUUAAAUAUAUAUAUUACGACAAAGAACAAACAAACUUUUGUGGAAAAUAGUAAAAGUGUACCUGAUUUAUAUACAAUGGCUAUUUGCGAGUUAAGAGGAUUGUUAUUGACCGUUUGUAUUAUCGAAUUGAUCAUCACCGUACAACGACAAGUGUUUGACUUCUUAGGUUUCAUGUGGGUACCCAUAAUCGCUAACUUCGUGAAUAUUCUUCUGAUAAUAUUUGGAUCCUUUGGAGCAGUUCAAUACAUUACGAAGUACCUAAUAGCGUAUGCAAUAUGGAGUUUUAUGUGGCUAACAUGGAAUAUAUUUUUAAUAUGCUACUAUCUUGAUCUUGGAUCAUUGAAUAGGGAAAGUGGCCUGCUAUCCUUUGGGACUGGCAGUGUUAGCUGGUGGGAAGGCAAUGGCUGGGGCUGCCAGACAGUAUGGAGCGAGGAAGAUGGCCCCGGCUCACUGAGGCCCACCCGCGUGGAUGGCUGCUUCCUCCCAUGGCAUCAUGUGGAGCUUACACAGUCUGCUGUAGCGGCUUUUCUCACAAUUGCUGCAUUGCCACUCUCCAUUCUCUUGACUAUUCAGUCAUAUAAGAGAAGAAAACCAUCAGGAGUGUCAGUAAAAGGCACUCUACCACGUCGGCCAGUCUACACGAUAGAGCUCAGCCCCACCGAAACAAAUGUAAGCGAGAGUUCCCUAAAACCGAUGACGCCGCGUCGAGUCAAGCGCAGAUCGGGCUCGCGAGGCGCCGGUUCGUCCGUCCGAAGAUCCCGACGAUCGUACAGAAACAACGGCUACCUCGCGUCCACCGCCUCGCUGCCCCGCGAGCCGCGCUCCCGUCCCACCUCGGCGCACUCGUCAUACUCUAACUUCCACGCCGCUCGCCCCGCCUCCUACCACGCGCCCGAUCCGGACGCGACCCGCUCCCGCGACGUCUACGAGCCGCCGCCCCCGACCGAGUCGGUCACCAUCACCACGCAGCGGUACGACACGAUUCGCGGGCCCGGCGCCGGCUACGACGUCGCCGGGCCGUACGACCGGCCCCAAAAAUACGAUCAUCGAAAUUACGAAUCGAACCCGACGUACGGCAACGUGACGCAGGAGUACUCUGCUCAGUACGACGUGCGCGCGGAGUCGGUGCCCCCGUGCGAGUCGCCGUACGGGCUGGGGCGUGGCUGCGGCGCGUGGGAGGCGCCGCCCUACAGCGCGCGCGCCGCCGCCGCCACGCCGCAGGCGCCCGGCCCGCCCGCCUACCAGCAGAACGACUAUAACAUGAUGCCCUAGUUGAUAGUUUUACUCCCACAAAUGUCACACGGAUGCAAUAAAUUUUACUUCAAAAGAAGUGAUACAUGAACCAUAAAGUUACUCACGUAGAUGCAGCGGAGCAAACGCAACGCCGAGUUUUUCCCUAUGUGCCUUUUUCCAGUGACUGUUUUCUAGCUCAAUGUUAAAUAUUAUCUUUUUUGAUGUCAGCGAUGCGUCUGUUGUGGCGAUCGUUUGAUACUUAGACGUAUUUGCAAUUUCCUAAAGUAUCGUUUAAGACUUUCUGGACUAAUAAGAAUCUCCUUGUUGUGAUGUAUAAAAUACAUUCCUUUUAUUAUUUGUUAGGUUUAAGAAUGUGACGCCUGUUAUUUCUACUGUUGAUCGUAAGAAGUAUUUUAAUGAUCGUAUUUGUACUUAGCACGAGUUAAAUGUUUGUCUUAAAAAAAUGUGAAGCUUUUAUACCAAUCUGAUUUAAAAUCCGAAUUACUAACUAGUGUUAGGAUACUUUAUAAUGUUUGUGAACUAAGCAGCUGAUAUUCCAUUCCAUUCCAUUCUAAUGUUGUCACUGUUAUACUCUUAAUAACAAAAUCAACAACGAUAUUGUUGCCAUAAAUAUAAUACAUAAACUGUAAUUAAAAUCAUUCCAACUGGACUGUAUGUAAGUUGCGAUUUGCAAAGCACGACAGCUGUCGUUACACAUUUUGUAGGUACUUUUAAGUAUAAGAUUAAACUAGAGGUUGAAUCUUUAUUGUUUGCACAAUAGCACUAAAUGAAUCUCAAUAUACAUAGAUGUUUUUACCAAUAAUAAUUAAUUGUAGUCUUGCCAAGUGUCCUUUGUAAUGUUGUCCGUCCAAAGUAACAUUAAAAAGUAAUAGCCAAUAGCUAUGACAAGAUUUAAAUGUUAGAUCUGAAUGCAAGUUCGUAGUUCAUCAUCAUCAAAUUAAGGUCAUUUUACAUAUCUAUGCGUCCUACUCGUAUUGUUGUGAAUCAACAUGUUACAAAUGUGGUCCAAUACUUAAUUACUAGAAAAAUGAGCUUUAUUAGUUGUAAGUCAAGUAAUUAUUUUUUUAGUUUAUUUUUAAGGAAAACUUUCCAGGUAAUUUUAUACCAAAUACACACUUAUGGAUAAAAA